UUGUCAGGUGUGUGACACAACAGGCAGGAAGCCAUUAGGAAGGAUGGACUGAGCACCAGGUGUACACAGCAGCUCUGGGAUCUAGUACUGGAGGAGCCCUCCUAAAACUGCAGGAGACCACACCAGGGAGGGAGCCCAGGAGCUGGUAUCCACAGACAUCAUGGAUACAGAUUACGAUACAACAUUUGAUGAGGAGUCGCAGAUGCCAAAUGACGAUGAAGUUCCAUAUAGUGAUGAUGAGACGGAUGAUGAACUGGAAGGUCCUGACUCUCCUGAACCGGAGCAAAACAGGAUCAACAAACAAGCGGAACUCAGUCGAGAGCAGGCCCCAAAAGAAUGUAACUGGCAAGUAAAAGCCAAUGACCGCAAUUUUUACGAUCAACCGGAAUUCCAGAAGAAGUCCUACCUCUGUUUUAAGAAGAGCAAAUAUGCGGGAAACACCAUAAAGACCUACAAGUAUAACCCACUCACCUUCUUGCCCAUGAACCUGUUUGAACAAUUCAAGAGAGCGGCCAAUGCCUACUUCCUGGUCCUCCUCAUCCUCCAGUCAAUUCCCCAAAUUUCCACAGUCUCCUGGUCGACGACUCUGAUCCCUCUAUUGCUUGUACUGGGAAUCACUGCCAUUAAAGAUCUGGUGGAUGACAUUGCGCGGCAUAAAAUGGAUAAUGAAAUAAACAACCGGCCGAGUGAAGUUAUAGAAGACGGAGGGUUUAAGAAAACAAAAUGGAAAAACAUCCGAGUUGGGGACAUCAUUCGAAUUAAUAAGAAUGAGUUUAUUCCGGCGGAUGUUCUACUUCUGUCCAGCUCAGAUCCUAACAGUCUGUGCUAUGUAGAAACAGCAGAGCUUGAUGGAGAAACAAACUUGAAGUUUAAAAUGUCGCUGGAGGUGACGGACAAGUUGCUGCAGGAUGAGUGCGCGCUGGCUGACUUUGAUGGGUUAGUUGUAUGUGAGGAGCCCAACAAUCGCCUGGACAAGUUUGUUGGGACACUUUUCUGGAGAGGAGUGAGUUACCCUCUGGAUGUAGAUAAAAUCCUCCUCAGGGGUUGUACCAUCCGCAACACAAUGUACUGCCAUGGCCUCGUACUUUUUGCAGGUGCCGACACAAAAAUUAUGAGGAAUAGUGGGAAAACCAGAUUAAAAAGAACCAAAAUUGAUUAUCUGAUGAAUUACAUGGUGUACACAAUAUUUGUUCUCCUGAUCCUUGCAUCGACCGGUCUUGCCAUUGGACAAACAUUCUGGGAUGCCAAACUAGGCCAAUCCAACGUGUCGUGGUAUCUUUAUGAUGGUACUACUUAUACCCCAUCUUACCGAGGCUUCCUUGUCUUUUGGGGUUACAUCAUUGUUCUGAAUACCAUGGUACCCAUCUCUCUGUAUGUCAGUGUGGAAGUGAUUCGUUUGGGACAGAGCUACUUUAUAAACUGGGAUCUUCAGAUGUAUCACAGUGAGAAGGAUACACCGGCCAAAGCCAGAACGACAACCCUGAAUGAACAGCUGGGGCAGAUUCAGUAUAUCUUCUCCGACAAAACUGGCACCUUGACCCAGAAUAUCAUGACCUUCAAGAAAUGUACCAUUAGUGGCGAAACCUAUGGUGAUCAAAGACAAGAAGCUGGAAAUAAAUCAAUGUAUAGUGAGCAAGUAGACUUUGGCUGGAAUCCUCUGGCCGACCCAAAGUUUACAUUUGGUGACCAUUUUCUAAUUGAACAAAUCCGAUCAGGGAAGGAUCCCGAUGUCCGGCUGUUUUUCAAGCUUCUCGCCUUGUGCCAUACAGUGAUGGUGGAGAAGACGGACGGUGGUGAAUUAAUCUACCAGGCGGCAUCCCCAGAUGAAGGGGCAUUGGUGACAGCUGCCAGGAAUUUUGGCUUUGUGUUUCUGUCCAGAACCCAGAGUACCAUUACGAUUAGUGAAAUGGCGAAAGAAGUCACCUAUGAGGUUCUGGGUAUCCUGGAUUUUAAUAGUGACCGAAAACGCAUGUCUAUAAUAGUUCAGGAACCAAGUGGAAACAUCAGACUGUAUUGUAAAGGGGCAGAUACAGUUAUCUAUGAGCGUCUACACCCAGAUAACCCCAUUAAAGAUUCUACCCAGGAAGCGCUUGAUAUGUUUGCCAAUGAGACUCUUAGGACCCUUUGCCUUUGCUAUAAGGACAUCAGCCAGGAAGAGUUUCAGAAAUGGAAUAAAAGGUACCAGGAGGCCAGUGUAUCCAUGACCAACCGGGAUGAGGCUCUGGAUAAAGUGUAUGAAGAGAUAGAGACUAACCUAGUGCUACUGGGUGCCACCGCUAUUGAAGACAAGUUGCAGGAUGGCGUGCCACAUACAAUCUCUAAACUUGCCAAAGCAGACAUAAAGAUUUGGGUACUUACAGGAGAUAAAAAGGAAACGGCAGAAAAUAUUGGCUUUGCCUGUGAGCUUUUAACGGACGAGACAAAGAUUUGCUAUGGAGAGGACAUUAGUGCUUUACUACAGACCAGGAUGGAAAAUCUGAAGAAUCGGAGUACGGGCAUCUCAGGAACAUGUGCCAAUAACCCCGAACCCUUCUUCCAGACUGAUGAGAAACGCUCUCUGAUCCUGACCGGUUCUUGGCUGAAUGAAAUUCUCCUUGAAAAGAAGAAAAAGAGGAAGAAACGCCUGAAGCUGAAAUUCCCCAGAACCGCUGAGGAGAAACAGAAAGAUUUGCAAGAGAAGAGGAAGACGUACGCCUUAAAGGAACAGCGGCAGAAGAACUUUGUGGACCUGGCCUGUGAGUGCAGUUCUGUCAUCUGCUGUAGGGUGACUCCCAAGCAAAAAGCUAUGGUGGUGGACUUGGUGAAGAAGUACAAGAAGGCCAUCACCUUGGCUAUUGGGGACGGCGCAAAUGAUGUCAACAUGAUUAAAACUGCCCAUAUAGGAGUUGGUAUAAGUGGCCAGGAGGGAAUGCAGGCGGUGAUGUCCAGUGACUACUCCUUCGCUCAGUUCAGAUACCUCCAGAGACUUAUUCUGGUCCAUGGCCGCUGGUCCUACAUCCGCAUGUGCAAGUUCCUAAGCUUUUUCUUCUACAAGAAUUUUGCGUUUACAUUGGUUCAUUUCUGGUACUCCUUCUUCAAUGGAUUUUCAGCUCAAACCGUGUAUGAAGAUUGGUUUAUUGCACUCUACAAUGUCCUGUACACCAGCCUCCCUGUCCUGCUUGUCGGCCUCUUGGAUCAGGACGUCAGUGACAAGCUGAGCCUGCGCUUCCCACGUUUGUAUAUCCCCGGCCAAAAAGAUCGGUUGUUCAACUACAAGAAAUUCUUCCUGAGCUUGUUCCAUGGCAUUGUGACCUCGCUGAUCAUCUUUUUCAUCCCGUACGGAGCGUUCUUGUUAACCAUGGGGCAGGACGGUGAAGCGCCGUCUGAUUACCAGUCCUUUGCCGUCACGACGGCCACGGCUCUUAUCAUCACUGUCAAUUUUCAGAUCGGUCUGGACACCUCGUACUGGACCUUUGUGAACGCCUUCUCUGUAUUCGGAAGCAUUGCCAUCUACUUUGGAAUAAUGUUUGACUUGCACAGUGCCGGAAUCCAUGUCUUGUUCCCAUCCAAAUUUAUAUUCACAGGAGCAGCACCGAAUGCGCUCAGACAGCCCUAUCUCUGGCUGACCAUAGUCAUUACGGUGGCAAUAUGCUUGCUUCCUGUUGUUGCGUUGAGGUUCUUGUGCAAGAUAAUGUGGCCUUCAGAAAGUGAUAAAAUUCAAAAGAAUCGUAAGCAAUUCAAAGCCGAGGAAGCGUGGAGGCCGCGGGUCAGCACAAUCCGACGGGGCGCAUCUGGCAGACGCUCUGCAUACGCUUUCUCUCACCAGCGAGGAUACGCUGAUCUUAUUGCCACAGGACGCGGUAUCCCGAAAAAACGGGCUCCGCUUAACGGCAUAUUUGCCACCAGCGCAGAAGGAAAUAGCCACCUGGCGGGAACUAUAUGAUAAAUCCUUGACGUUGCUUUUUACUACAGACACUUGCACAAGGAAAUUUUGUAUAUAUUUUUAUAUAAUGUUCCUCUCACUCAGGACUUUUUUUUU
Hyla sarda is the source of this 4018-nucleotide messenger RNA. RefSeq names its product phospholipid-transporting ATPase IC-like. Gene Ontology annotation, biological process: Golgi organization; phospholipid translocation. Bases 161 to 3922 code for a protein of 1253 amino acids. Gene Ontology annotation, cellular component: plasma membrane. Gene Ontology annotation, molecular function: ATP binding; ATPase-coupled intramembrane lipid carrier activity; magnesium ion binding. Lineage: Eukaryota; Metazoa; Chordata; Amphibia; Anura; Hylidae. The transcript is spliced from 28 exons. The record is from RefSeq and is a predicted model, not a curated record.